AUGGCCAAGUUAGUCUCGACCGAAAGAGGUAGCGAAAAGACUAAAUUAAGUGCGGAGGGGUCAGCGCAGGUGUGCAUCCAGAAUCCAGGAGACGGCGAAAGCCUACUUUUAUCUAAAACAAAAUCACCGCGCAACCAAGACGUUUCGGCGUGAUGGGUAAGUUAUAAGACCAAUUAGUUGAACAGAUAACAAUCGGCUGGCCACUUUAGGUGUCCGGCCGGCUCAUUUAAGGUAAACUGCGUGACGGAGGCCGGUACUGAUUGGGGAGGGUGGCGGGAAAAGUAGGGGUAUAGUACCACUGUGUGUAGGUUAAAAACCUGGCAUCUUUUGAGAGCUGCCGUCUAUAAGUUUGUAGAACUAUGUUGUUUUCUUUUCAGAGACAAUUCCCAAUCGCAGAAGAAUGGCGAUGAAGGCCAGGAUUUGGUACAUUCUGGAGAGAAUGGCCCUGUGGAUCCUGGUUUGUUGGAGGGAGAAGAGGCUGAAAAUGGUGGAGCCGUUGCGUUGGGUCAAGAGGAAGAGUUUGGUCGCCGCAUGAUGCCAGUCCAAUUACCGGAACUACAAAUCGAGGGUAAGUGGUUACAACACUUUUCGCAAAUCUAUCGCUGUUAAGUAACUACUGCUGUUAAACCAAAAUUUGUUUUGCUUUUUUUUGAAUUUUUGAAUUUUGGAGGCCUAAAAGAUCGCAGACGUAACUACAAAUCAUGUUAUAGGUCGCCUUUCCAAUGAGCGGUUACAACGUAACUAUGUAAAACAAUAUGAUGAACAAGUUCCACCAGUUGACAGAAUUCACAGAGAACGCGCCAGAUGGUCCCAUGCAACCCAACGCUGUCAUUACCGCUGUUGCGAUGUAUGGUUGAGACUGAAGAAUAGAACCGAGGAUCGUGUAAUGAAAUCUUCGGAGUACAUCGAGUUGAUCCUAGACCCCGACACCGAUUGGACCACUUGGGGUGGCGAGGCCGUCCGCUGA
Messenger RNA from Bursaphelenchus okinawaensis, 967 nucleotides. The record is from the annotation of a GenBank genome assembly. NCBI's taxonomy places the organism in Eukaryota, Metazoa, Nematoda, Chromadorea, Rhabditida, Aphelenchoididae.